CGUCGUCGUCGCCGUUCGUGGACGUCAGUAGAGAUGCCGCGUCCGCGUAUACGGUAUAUCGACGGUGUCAGUUAGCCCGUGGGGUAGCUUCGGGGUGGAUCCAGCCGAAAGUACGGCGAGUGGGGCGCGUCAGAACGCGGGGGACGUUCGCGCUAGCGACGGUGCGUCCUCGACUUCCGCUUAGCCCGUUCGAAUCGCGUUCAAUUAACACGGAUCGAACUCGUGCGUUCGCGAUACGUUUCGAUCGGGGAGAACGUGCCUCGAGGCUCACGAUUUCGUCCUGCCUGAUUUUUAAUCGAACACAGGAUUCGUCGGGGGUGAGAUGAGAGACGAGAAUGCCAGAGGACGCGUGCAGGAAGCCGUACCAGACGAAAGGCCCGCGAACACAAAGGUCGAUGCCCGGAAGAUGAAGGAAACGAAGGAACAUCCGUGAAAUGGAAAAGCUCGCGUUCUGACCCCAGACAAACGUUCAAACGUUCCCAGAAGAGGCUCAGUAACGUUCAACGAUGAAUCGAGAAAACGAGGAACAGCGACCAGUCGCUCAAACUGUUUGCGGAGCUUUGCAAAAGGAACCGAAUUGCAAGUGCUUGAUACUUUCGGUGUUAAUAUACGGAUGCCUCGCCGCAGUGACGUGGUGUAAAUGCGCGAAUGUUGCCAAGAUCGAAAUAAACUUUAUGAGGUUCCCGAUUAGAGGCACGAGACUAGUGUCUCCCUGCGAUGAUGGAUACAUUUACAUCCCCGUGGCAUUCAUGGGAAUGCUGUAUCUGGUUUACCUCGUGGAGUGUUAUCACUCGCCUAUUAGAAUCGAUCUGUUACACGCGGAGAGUCAAGAUAGCGUGUUAUCGAAGCUGUUGUUGCUGAAGUCCGCCCAGCCGACGAUUUGGUGGAAGGCCGUCUCCUACCACUACGUGCGCAGAAAACGACAAAUUACCCGGUACAGAAACGGAGACAAUUACACUACGACGCAGGUAUACUACGAGCGAAUAAACACCCACGCCGCGACGUCCUUCUACUACUACGACUACUGCGGCGUGAAGGAUAUCAGCAAGGACCUGAUCCUGGACCCGAAAGUGCCCAUAACGAAGAUCAAUCUCACCAAAGGGUUCGCGUUCUCCAACAUGAGAUCAGCGACGGAGUUCGAGGACGCUAGGUCACGUUUCUUCGCCGAGCAAGAGCUGAGGGACGACUAUAUGGAGAUGAGGGAGGGCCUCGAUCUUGGAUACAAUCCCAACCCAACGACCCUGGUGGCUGUCCUUGGGAACCCAUGGUUCACGAAUCGAUACGUGUACUGGUGCCUCAGUGCUUUGUUGCUCAGCUGGCCCCUGAGGGUGAUUAUCGAAUACAAGACGCAGUAUGCUGACUAUCAGAUCACGAAGCUGUUCGGCAUCAACUACGACACUCCAAGCGGAAGCGAGCCGAUCCACGCGUCCAUGAGCCAGCAAACCAUCAACCAAGCUGGAUCGUACAUGCUGGCGCCCAGUUACAGCGAGGCUCUCCUGAUGGAUCCAGUGCCCGACCAACGACCACCCGAAUCUCAGGAAGAGACCAUAACGGAAAUGGUGCCGAGUUACUCCGAGGCGUUGCUCUAUCAGCGAGCAGAGCAAGGCUACACCGCGAACGAGGACGUCAGUUUUAUCAGCGAGGACUCUAAUCGUCGAUAUGACACGUCUCACGAAUGUUCAUGUCCUUGUCACUCCUCCACGACCGAAACGAGGACACCAGAGGAGUUUUCCAGACAGGAUGAACAGUCGAUCGACGCCACCAGACAACCGUUGAUAGAAACAACUAUCGAUAUCUACCAACCCUGUACGUCUGUCAGUCAAACAGAGACAGGAAGGUGCGGAAGUUGUGGGAAGUUCUUGGUUGAGGCGCAGUUGGAGAACGAAUCCAACAGAGUGGAGCCCGUUACCAGUUCUAUGGAAGCGAUUAGGAGCGUUAGAAGAGGAAUCAUCCCGAGGGACGUUUCCGAGCCGAAUCUCAGAUGUCGAUCGGAGCUGAUGGAAGGCGACACGAGGUUCCUUCGAUUGAACGGACAGAGUUUGUGGAAUAUCUUGGAGAACGAUCAAGAGGAAGAGCUGAAUAGCGAUGACAGGGCGAGGGAGCCUUGUCAGAACACGGUGAACGUUCCUGUGAAGGAAUUCAGGUUCUCCCUGUGCUCCCUGGAUGAUUCGAGGUCCAGAGAGACCGUCGAUGUAAGCAGAGGCGCCAUACCCAAGAGAACCGUUAGUCGAAGCAGAGUGAUCGCGAAUCCAAUGUCUGAUGAGACUUGCACUCUACCGAAUUCAAAGACCUACUUCUGUCUCAAGUCGAUUCUCAAGCAGAACAAACGUAGGUACACUCUGAUCACCGCGAAGGAGCUUCAGAACAUGUCUAAUCGAGAGGAUGGGGACAUGGAGGAUCGCUGCGGGGCCAGGGCGUCGUACCACGAGGGUUGCUCGGCUGCUUAUCCAUCGACGAGUGGGGGAAGAUCUAACUUGUUCUCGCGAUCCAGAGAGAGCUUAGACAGCGCGCUUGGUAGGAGGAAGAAGCAAUUGCUGAAGUGUUUGUCCACUGACCAGAACGAGGAUCCUGCAGGCUCUAAACGCGAGAGUAACAGGACCCUGAUCUUCGCCAGUCCAAUUCAGGAAGUCUGUCCUGGGGAUCCGUUCGGAGGCAAGGACGUGAUCCGUACCAGACAAGUGGUCGAUUCCACCCCCACAGAAGAAUCACCGAGCCACACAGUGCUGACCCAGCUCGGACGAUCCUUGACCUGCGAUCGAAAAGUGUCACGACGUCGCUUCCAGGAGUCCCGCAGACAACGUUACUCGGACACUUCUCACCCAUCCUCUUUCUCAUGUCCACCCGAUCGUCAGCAUUCCUAUCCCUACGCGUUCUCAGCGUCCAUGGACGCCGUGGACGGCAUCGACUUCGCCAAGAGCCAGACGUCCUCCCACGUCUACCAACACGGCAACUCCUUUCCUCCUUACGAAGGCUCCACUUGCAACGGGAAGUUCCCCGAUCCGCCGAUCGUCGAUCGCGUCUCCGAAAGCUCUUCCAAGUCGCCCACCAGAGAGCUGACUCGUUCGCUGACCGAGAGACGAACGAAGCCUGCACGAAACGAGUCCGGUCUACGUCGAAGCUUCACGGGCAGGGUCGAGGACUACCGAGCUGAGAACAGCAAAUGGCCAAACCUGAACAUGGAGACCUCGUUAUAACGAAGGGACGCUCACGGACCCAGUCUAACGUAAUUGUAAAUAUCCGUCCUUACGAUUUUCACGGUUCAAGAAUCUGUACAUACGGCGUAAAUACGAAUCACUAGCAUCGAGCGGGGCUAUUGCCUCGCUGAACGUGCCGCCUUUUGCUUAACGCGUACAUUUCGACGGUAGGAAUGAGCCAUAGAAGCACUGAUGUCUUUUGAUUGCUGUAGCGGUGAGUACUUGGGGAGCUGAUAGGUGAAGUAGUUGGUCAGAAUUGUUUGGUGACGAGAAUACUACCCUUGGCUGAUGCUUCUGACAAUGGUAGAUGCUGUGAGGACACUUAGGAUAUCUUUAGUAGGAUACCUACUCCAUCGUGUCCUCGUGAAAUCUUCGGUAGACUUCCCAAUAUCCUUGAAGUGAAGUAGUUGAUUAGGAUUGUUUGGUGACGAGAGUACUACUCUUGGUUGAUGUCUCUGACAAUGGUAGAUGCUCUGAGGGCACCUAAGACACGUCCGAUAGGAUACCUUCUCCAUCGUGUCCUCGUUGAAGCCUUCAAUAGACUUCUGAAUAACCCUGAGGCAAGGCCUGCUGGGUAGAUUUACAUAGUGAGUCCACUAGUAGCUCGGUAGCUCCAUAACGAUCGUUCUCCAUACUCCAGUGUCUAAUGCAAGGCCACACAGGUAGCCUUAUGAGUCGAACGAGUCCAAUAAAAAGUCCAUUUUUCUCCUGGCCUCGAUCUAGGACCCUACAUAUGAGCCGUUCGGUGCACAAAUCGAUUAGCUCCAUAAAACAAAAGGUUAAGGCCAAUCGCACACGGCGCAACCGAUUUGAAAUUAGUGUUGCAAACCGUUUGCGCUCUUUGUUUUACCUACUGAAGAAUUGAAUCCAUGGUCGCAUGCAACUAGUUUCAGAAUGGUUCGAAACUGAUCGGUUGCGCUCGUGUGCGAUCAGCCUAAGAAAUACGAUGAAAUAUAAAAAGUUACGGCUAUACCAAAUGCUUUGACACUUAAAUUCCAGAUUUUUCAAAAAGUUGAGUUAAUCGAUUUGUGCAUUGAACGGUUCAUAUAGUCCUCCAUAUCCCAGUGUCUAAGUCAAGGCCAUAAGUAGCCUUGAGUCCAGUUGAAGUUUCCUUCCCCUGUCCUGGCACAUCGCCAGAGUCUGCAAUUAAGAAGAGCGCUUCGCCAAACAAACUUGACUAAUUGAUCCAUCUGCCAGCUGCACAAUCGCUCAUCCCAACGGUAAAUUGUCGUUUAGAAUCAUCCGUUACCGGACGGAGAGAGUACGAGCGUCUGAGACGCUAUCGAUGUUGCCAAUGGAAAUUAUCGUGUGCCCCGUUUAGGGAUGUUGACUCUCUAAAGAGUCCAUUGUACCUCAGACUCGGUUUCGUUCGAUUGCGGAUGAAAUUUCACGCGAGCAAUUGAUUCGGCGUCAAUUACGCGCACAUCGUAUAGCAUCUAAGCUUCACUCCCUGAUGGCUGAAGGGUUUCGAGGUGACACUAAGGAGAGAAAGCACGUGGUGACCUAGGAUUUGCAGGUUGAAAUCAUUUCCACGGGGUUUUCACCGUUCUAGUAUUCACGGUGAAGAUAGAGUAGGUUUAAAAUACUAGGUAUCGGCUGCUUUUGAAAGUACUGUCGCUGGAAGGGAUCUCGUGUCGUAAAGUCGGUCGGAAAUCGAUCUUUACAUCUUAAGUCGACCGCAAUUAGUAAUCUGACACCUUUUUAGACAAGGAUAAAGCUAAACUUUUCGUUCGGGACCGUACGAUAUCAGAAUUAGGAGGUUCAUAGUUCAAUAACUUUAUUCUUCUUAUGUAUCUUUGCACAUAAUUCUGUAGUGGAUGAAUCGAUUAUCAUAAAACUUUUUCGUUUCAACCAGUCAUCGUCAAGAGUUUUUGUUUCCAGUUUGGAAAAACCCCAGGUACUCGUAACGAAUCAUAUUUAGUGUUGGGGUCCCGAGGUGCAACGUGGGCAUGUAUCUUUAGAGCCGUGACAUCCUUGUCGUCCUAGGGAUCAGUUACUUGUGCCAAUAAAGUAAUAGCUGCUGUUUCGGUUUGUGACUUCUCAAGAUCCCUAACAGCGACUAUACCUGGGGACUUUAAAGAACAAACUACCCAUACCAGAGUCAUGCAUUUUGUUCCUGGCUAUUCGACUCGUAAAUUACAAAAGGUAAACUGUUUGAACCAAUGUUGUGCAUGUCUCUGAUACAAGUGACUUCUCCCGGAGAGUCGAAAGGUCGCAGCAACGAAAUAUGGGACAGUUUUUAGAUUGGCAUUUAGCGUGACAGUCAACGUGUCAAGUGGAUAACUUAAGAUUUAAUUGCUCCCCUUUCUCUCUGUUGUUUAAGUAGCGCAAAUUCAUACAAAAAGUUUUCUCUCGAGCAAGGUCUUCUUCAUUUCUCGAAUUCAUGGGAGUUUUGAAUUCGAAAUGUAAAUAUAGAGUUCAUAUUCAACGAUAGAUAUUUGAUAUUCUUCGUUUACCUUCUAACUAACUUUAAAUAUCGUCGAAUCGUAUAACGCAACGUUUUCUUUGUCGUGUCGUGCCUCGAAACCCUUUUCAUCGGAUAAUUAACGAUCUCAUGCAAUACCUUGCACACACACACACACACACAGCCGCGAUCGUGGGCUUUCAAACAAUUUUAUGCUUGCAGCGCUACAUGUUCUUCGGGUAAACACUAAUUACCUUCUAUUGUUCCGUAAUUCGUCAAUAGUUGAUCCGAAGUCAAUUUGAAUGAGUUACCAAGCGAAUUUGGGCGUAUAUAGUUCUAUUGGUAGAAUCGAAUGGGGGGAAUUUCAAUAACGUCUCGGAACAAUUGGUUAAUUAACCGAGAUUUUUCCAUGGCGAAUUAAUUUCUCGCGGCUUUCACGAAUUCACCGAGUAAUUUUCAUGAAAUUCGACCAAAUUACUCAACGAUUCUCCAUAGUGAAGCGUGUUAACCCUCGACGAUGUCCUUCAGGCUUCAGGUCAAUAUAAUCGCAAGAAAAGAAGUAGGAAGAACGACGAAUUGCAAAAUUUUCAAGAAACUAUUGACAAUUUGAAAUUUCUUCGCGCUUCGUUCAAUGAACAAUUAUAAUUCGAAGAUGUAAUUUAAACGAAAUUUGUCCACCUUGACCCUGCUAGUCGAGGGUUAAUAUCGUUAAAAAGUAACAAAAGCAUCGAAUGAUCGCAGCGUCAAUUUGUACGAAGGGAUUUACAAAAAUAAAAAUAAAACGCUCGCUCAAGCGCAAGCAGGAAACAUAGAUUUUACACAGUAAGCGAAAAAUAUUGAAUUAAAUGGGAAUCCGCGCCGAAUACGAUUGAAAGUCUUCGCUUGUCCGUGCACAGAUACGAAAAUAUACAACAUAUAUUUUUGUCUACACUGUUUGCUAGCGCGAAGAUCUAACCGAGACGACAGAUUCGUACGCGUAAAAAUCGUAUUCCGAUCGUUUUUACCGGUCUCUCGUGAUUUCGAGAACUUUGUAUUAUUAGACGAUAUAUACAUAAAUAUACGUAUACUACUAUUACAUAUAUAUAUUUAUUAUAUAUUACUACGGAGACAACAAACGCACCGUUAUGCUUUUAGGGAAAUAUUUUUCAUAUACUCGGAAUAUGUGUAUCGAUGCCAAUUGUUGAUCGUGAUAAUCAUUGAUAGAGAAUAUUACGCUGAUGAUGUUUGCGGUCGUGGUAUGGUUGAGAUUUAACUCUCGCGAGGAGGUCUUGGUCUACACAAGGUGUUCCAAAAAUGUUAUAACACCUUGAAAGGGGUGGUUCGGGAGGUGAUUUGAAACAACUUUUUCCUUAGCGAAAAUAUUGUCCGAGGCUUCGUUAAGGAGAUAUUAAGAGAAAACCUCGACCAAUCAGAGCGCAUAGUCUACGAUAUCGCGGGCCGCCCACCGGCAUAUGCGCGCUCUGAUUGGUCGGGGUUUUCUCUUAAUAUCUCCUUAACGAAACCUCGGACAAUAUUUUCGCUAAGGAAAAAGUUGU
Messenger RNA from Hylaeus anthracinus, 7133 nucleotides. RefSeq lists its product as uncharacterized. The record is from RefSeq and is a predicted model, not a curated record. NCBI's taxonomy places the organism in Eukaryota, Metazoa, Arthropoda, Insecta, Hymenoptera, Colletidae. The transcript has 9 exons. Bases 507 to 3194 code for a protein of 895 amino acids.